AUGGCAGCCACAGUAAAGUUGACGAACGCAGUUUGCGAAACGAAAAACAAAACCUGGGUUACCUUCGAUCUGUGCCGGCUGCGUGCGAUUAGUCGCAACAAAACAGUUUUGAACAUGGAGAUAAACCUUUUGCAGCCGGUGCAUGUCGUCGACUUAAACUUUCGGAUGCAGAAAAGGGCAAAUGGCUAUAAGCCCUGGCUGGGCCAGUAUACGGUUGAUUUCUGUGCAUUUAUUCGCAAGGUCAAUCAUCCUGUCAUUAAGAUUUAUUAUGAUAUUAUCAAAAGUUAUACAACCCUCAACCACACUUGUCCCUACAUGGGCAAGCAGAUUGUUAAGGACUUCUUCUGGGAUCCUAGGAACUUAACGGUGCCUUUGCCAAGUGGGGAUUACAUGGUGCUCCUAACCUGGAUUUUCGAUAAGAGACCGCAGGCUUCAACGAAUUUUUACUUUACGUUCCGUCAGGAUUUAUUCAAAGAUUAA
Drosophila novamexicana is the source of this 480-nucleotide messenger RNA. RefSeq lists its product as uncharacterized. The record is from RefSeq and is a predicted model, not a curated record. The transcript has 2 exons. The coding region runs from base 1 to 480 and encodes 159 amino acids. NCBI's taxonomy places the organism in Eukaryota, Metazoa, Arthropoda, Insecta, Diptera, Drosophilidae.